AUGGGCGAGCACCCCAGCCCGGGCCCCGCAGUGGCCGCCUGCGCCGAAGCGGAGCGCAUCGAGGAGCUGGAGCCGGGGCCGGAGGAGCGGCCGCCUGCCGCGCCAGAGGACCACUGGAAAGUCCUGUUUGAUCAGUUUGACCCUGGCAACACGGGCUUCAUCAGUACUGGCAGGUUCCGGAGCCUCCUGGAGAACCACAGCUCCGCGCUGGACCCCCACAAGAGAGAGGUGCUCCUGGCCCUCGCCGAUAGCCACGCCGACGGGCAGAUCUGCUACCAGGAUUUUGCCAACCUGAUGAGCAACAAGCGUUCCAACAGCUUCCGCCAGGCCAUCCUGCAGGGCAACCGCAGGCUCAGCAGCAAGGCCCUGCUGGAGGAGAAGGGGCUGAGCCUCUCGCAGCGGCUCAUCCGCCACGUGGCCUACGAGACCCUGCCCCGCGAGAUCGACCGCAAGUGGUACUACGACAGCUACACCUGCUGCCCUCCGCCCUGGUUCAUGAUCACGGUCACGCUGCUGGAGGUGGCCUUUUUCCUCUACAAUGGGGUGUCCCUGGACCAGUUUGUGCUGCAGGUCACCCAUCCUCGCUACCUGAAGAACUCGCUGGUUUACCACCCACAGCUCCGAGCGCAGGCAUGGCGCUACCUGACCUACAUCUUCAUGCAUGCCGGGAUCGAACACCUGGGACUCAACGUGGUGCUGCAGCUGCUGGUGGGGGUGCCCCUGGAGAUGGUGCACGGAGCCGCCCGCAUCGGGCUCGUCUACGUGGCUGGCGUGCUGGCAGGGUCCCUGGCCGUGUCUGUGGCUGACAUGACGGCGCCCGUCGUGGGCUCUUCUGGAGGGGUGUACGCGCUCGUGUCUGCCCAUCUGGCCAACAUCGUCAUGAACUGGUCCGGCAUGAAGUGCCAGUUCAAGCUGCUGCGGAUGGCUGUGGCCUUGAUCUGUAAUCACUGCCGCCUCAGGCAGAUGCCGUGUUUAUCCUGUGGCCUCCUCUUGAGCACUGCCUCCCACCCGAGGGGAUCUGUACGCUGACUUCAUCUCUGAACCAAAAUGCAGCAGUGAAGAACUGGCCUUGUGACCCUGGGCAAGCCACUCAACCUUGCUGAGUUUAUUUCCCCAUCUGAACAUGGAAGUAAGAGCGUCUGCUGCACCCCCGCUUGGUUGGGAAAAUUGCAUUGAAGUUUGGGAAAACACUUCGCAAACUUCAAAGUGUCCUGUGAAAUCACUCUUCUCUUCCAAGUACAAAACUAAAGUACACUUGGGUGCCAGAGCCUCUGCCACUCCACUGGUUCUGUUCCCCAUUUGUGUGGGAGGCCCAGUGCUUGGGCUGCGAGAGAAGCAAGACUGCCGGUGCGGCAAGAGCUGAUCUUCUGGAGUUGCUUGUCACUUCUCACACUGAACUCAGAAAUACAAACUCAGGACACAGCACAUUUUUAUACGUACCUCAGCU
Molecule: messenger RNA, 1447 nt
Organism: Lepus europaeus (European hare)
Lineage: Eukaryota; Metazoa; Chordata; Mammalia; Lagomorpha; Leporidae
Gene: RHBDL3
Product: rhomboid like 3
Exons: 9
Coding region: 1-1029 (342 amino acids)
Cellular component (GO): membrane
Molecular function (GO): serine-type endopeptidase activity; calcium ion binding
Source: RefSeq, a predicted model, not a curated record